Ahaetulla prasina is the source of this 3972-nucleotide messenger RNA. RefSeq names its product selenocysteine lyase (gene SCLY). The record is from RefSeq and is a predicted model, not a curated record. The transcript is spliced from 13 exons. The coding region runs from base 323 to 1666 and encodes 447 amino acids. Lineage: Eukaryota; Metazoa; Chordata; Lepidosauria; Squamata; Colubridae.
AAUAUAGUGUGACCCAGCAAAACUCUGGAGAAAAACCUCUCCUUAUAUACACUUCAGCCUGAGGCUGCAACCAAUCAGGAACGAGAUAUUUCCCGCCUAAAACUCCCGCCAAAACUUACAGUAAUACAUUACAGCUUGCGUUUCGUUUUUGACUAGUCAGCGGAGACGAAACGUGGGUAAGGGCCCACCAAGUUUUGGAAAACUGACAGGCCCACUUUUUUUCCUAGCGGGAAAAAGAACCGACUGAAUAACAGCACAGCACAGAAAAAAAAAAUCACCACCAUCUACGCAGGUCACUUUUUUACAAGGAGGCUGACUGAGAAUGGAAGAGUCCACCUUGAAGAUGAUACUAGUGGAACAAACAAUGGAGACUAAUGAGAAAUUAAACUAUAAUGGAAAAAAUAAUAUCUCCUCAAGCAGGAAAAUUUAUAUGGAUUACAAUGCAACCACCCCUCUGGCACCAGAAGUGAUUGAGACAGUUAAAGAAGCCAUGUAUGAAGCAUGGGGCAAUCCUAGCAGUUCUUAUGAAGCAGGUCAAAGAGCAAAGAGGAUCAUAAAUGAAGCUCGUGAAAAUCUGGCUAAAAUGGUGGGAGGACCGUUCCAGGACAUUAUUUUCACUUCUGGAGGGACAGAAGCAAAUAACUUAGUGAUUCAUACUGCAGUGAAGGAUUUUAUGAAAAGCAGCAAACAAAGUACUGUUGCAACAAAAGAAAGCCAUGAAGAAAAGACUUUAGGGUCACUUCCACAUAUCAUUAUAUCUUGCAUUGAACAUGAUUCAGUUCGUCUCCCUGUAGAGCACCUAGUGAAGGAACAAAAAGCUGAAGCCACUUUCGUGCCAGUAUCAAAGGUAACCGGGCGAGUGGAAGUAGAUGAUGUUGUUGCAGCAAUCCAUCCAACUACCUGCUUAGUUUCUGUAAUGCUAGCAAAUAAUGAAACUGGGGUUGUAAUGCCCAUCUCAGAACUCAGUCGGCAGAUUGAAGUUAUCAACCACAAGAGAAAGGCCUCUGGUCUGCCAUGGAUCUUAAUGCACACAGAUGCAGCCCAGAUGAUUGGAAAGGGGCGAGUGGAUGUCCAGGACUUGGGAGUAGAUUACCUCACUAUUGUAGGGCACAAGUUUUAUGCCCCACGUAUUGGAGCCUUGUAUGUGCGAGGACUUGGUAUGAACACUCCCCUUCAUCCCAUGCUGUUUGGAGGCGGGCAGGAAUGGAGCUUUCGCCCAGGGACUGAGAAUACUCCAAUGAUUGCUGGUCUUGGCAAGGCAGCUGAAUUGGUGAAUGAAAACUCUGAGCUAUAUGAAGCUCACAUGAGGAAUGUUCGGGAUUAUCUGGAAGAAAGGCUUGAAACUAUAUUUGGAAGUCAAAAUAUCCAUUUUAACUGUCGACUGGAAGGCUCUAAACGACUUUGCAACACCUGUAAUUUUUCUAUAUUGGGCUCAGGUCUACAAGGUUGGCUGGUGCUCUCACGCUGUAGGACUUUGCUAGCCAGUGUUGGGGCAGCCUGCCACUCUGAAAAAGGUGACCAGCCCUCAGCUGUUCUGCUUAGCUGUGGAAUUCCUUAUAAUGUUGCACAGAAUGCCAUACGCCUCAGUGUGGGCCGUGAUACAAGCAAAGAAGAUGUGGAUCUGAUUGUAGAAGAUUUGAAACAGGCUGUGACUGAGUUACAGUAAGCUGGAUACUUAUAGUCAGCAGCAGCAACAACAACAACAACAACAGCAACAGCAACAACAAAAUGUUCUGUUCAUCAGUGUCAGGAAGUGAGUUUAUCUAGUCUUGAUAGUCCAUUGCUCAAUGUGCCAUACUUACGUCUGACAUAUUGUGAGCUAUUAUGUUCCCAUCAAUUCUAUGAAAUAGAAUUUUUGUUGAACAUCAAGUAAUUUGUUUACAUCUAUUGAAUACCUAGGAGCACUGUCUGCAUUUGUGAGCACUGGUUUCCCCCCCUCAAAUUUAGCACCAGUAAAUCCAAUUGGUGAAUUAUACCUUUUAACACAUUUUACCAAGCAGAAGGAAGAGCAAGGAAAUAUUUCUACUGGAUAUUUAGAGUUGGUGCUGAGCAGAAAACAAAUAUGAAUAUAAUGGUUCUCCCAAAGGUGCUUUUUCCAAAAGGCAACUGGACUUACUUUCUUUUUUCUUUGAAAAUGUUUACUUCUCAUCUUAGAAGCUUCUUCAUUCAUAUCUAUAGAGAUUCUCAAUCAUCCAGGUCAUGGUUGUCCCAAAAUGUUUUUUUCCAAAAAGCAAGUGGACUAUAUUGUUUUUUUUUUCUUUGAAAUGUUUCACUUCUCAUCCUUUUUCAGCUUCUUGAAUGAGAAGUUUUCAAAGAAGAAACCCCAAGAAGUUUAUUUGCUUUUUUGAAAAAACACCUUUGGGACAAUCAUGACCUGGAAAAAGGAGAAUCUCCAUAGAUAUGAAGACAAUAGGUAGAAGGUAUAUGCAUUUAUAUACAUAUAAAUGUGUAUAUGCCAGACAUAUGCAUACAUAUAUGUUCAAGUAAAUCUCUAAAUUUGAAACGAUCAGGGAUUUGCCUUGGAGAUGUCUAUGUUUAACCCAGAAAUGUAUUAUAAUAAAUUGUUCUACUCUAGUAAAUACAUGUAUGCAUAUGCAUUGUGAAAGAAUGUAUAAUACUUCUAUCAAGUAUAAUACAUCUAUUAGAAUUAAGUAACAGAGAAAAACAAAAUAUUGGUUACAUAUAGGCCUGUUUCCUUCCAUUUAACUUAGCAUUAAAGGGUUAUUUAUAGUUUUAUGUAGCUAAACAUGUUGACUUUAGUUUUGCAAAAUAAAAGUAGGAUAUAAAUCUAAUAGCUAAUUAACUGAAAAGUAAAUUAUGCUGUAGGCAAUUUAGGAUCUGAAUUGGGUUGUUGCUGUCCCUUUCUGCCAUGAAUGGCAAGAAGACAGAAUUACCGGCAACAGUAAUUCCCUUUCGAGAGGAAGCAGGUGCUGGGAUAGAAGCUGGGUUUCAGCGUCACUGUUUGUUACAAAUCAUAAAAAGUCAUAAAUAUCAUAAAUAGGAGACCUGUUCUCACUUGAAAAAUCCUACAAAAGAAGUGAUAAUGGCAGCUGGGAAUAUAUAUGGCAGCUUUAAAUGUUGAAUUUCAGAAAUAUGUUGGAAUUGACUUGAAUAAGUGGAAUAAGGUCUACCGUUUUUGUGCUUUGUUUAUUUUUACUGCAUCCACUGAAACAUUGUUUGCUAAUAGUGAUGGAGCUAAAGAGGCAAUGUUUGGUUUCUCAGUAUUAUACUUGCUAAGGUUUUAAUAGGAAAUUCUCCAGUAUAACUCACUCACUGACCUUUCAUAGUAUUAUUUGUUUUACAUGGUAGCAUGAUAUGCUACUAAAUGGUCAAAGUGGGUUAUACUAUAAACAGAUGCCCUCUGUAAAAUGUAAGUAUAAUUAUGUCCUAGCAUGAAAUACAAUUGCUUAGUUAUUCAUAGAAAGAUACAACAUAAAAGAAGCAACCAAUUCGUGUAUCUGAUUUUAUGUUGAUUGUAAUUUAAAGCUAAUUUAAGCAUUUUAUUCUUCUGUAUUAAUCUCAUUUUUUGAGAGUUGGCCUUGCCCAUCUCUUUUAAGUAUGAUACUGCAGGAAGUUUAUUUGUUGAAUUUCUGUCUAAUCAUUGUGGGAUCUGAGAGAAAGACUUUAUAGGAACCUAUCAAAUAUCUAAUUGUCCAGUUUCCUUCAUGUUCAACUGUUCUAUUUUAAAAUAUUUGCAUCGAACAAUAACUAUAGAGUUCUAUAUCCAGAUUUUCACAGAUUCAAGGAUAUUUUACAUAACAGUAGUUUUUGAAAUCAGCGUGAUUGAAUCUCUUCCCGAUUAUCCAUUCCCUCUGCUCUUGGGAGAUGUGUUUGGAAAAUGUAGUCUCUUUCCUCUGUCCAGCCAAAUCGGUUCUUGUUUUGAAACCCAGUACAGUUUAAAUUCUAAUUAUAUUCUUAUAAUUUGGAAAUAUGUCUUGAUUUGCAAAAAAACUCAUAAAACAGUUUCCUUUC